Messenger RNA from Acanthosepion pharaonis, 540 nucleotides. NCBI's taxonomy places the organism in Eukaryota, Metazoa, Mollusca, Cephalopoda, Sepiida, Sepiidae. The record is from the annotation of a GenBank genome assembly.
AUGAGUAUAGGAGCACCGUUCUCAAGUCCCUUAAAUUCCCUCAAGAGCGUAAACCCACAGCUCUCGAGUCAUGUAGACGCCGUAAGGAGUGUAGAUGCCACAGUUCCGAGCUCCCGUAGACUCCCUGAGGAUUGUGGGGCCACAGAUAUCAAGUCCCAGAGACAUGGCGAGGAUUUUGUGACCAUAGCUCUCGAGUUGCGUAAAUUCACUGAGAAGUUCGGGACCACAGAUCUCGAGUGGCGUAAAUUCGUUGAGGUGUUCGGGACCAGAGAUCUUGAGUCGCGUAAAUUCGUUGAGGUGUUCGGGACCAUAGCUUUCGAGAUGCGUAGACUCGCUGAGGAGUUCGGCACCACAUCUUUCGAGUCGCGACGACUCACUGAAGAGUUCGGGACCACAGCUCUCGAGUCGCGUAGACUCGCUGAGAAGUUCGGGACCACAGGUCUCGAGUCGCGUAGCCUCGCUGAGGAGUUCGGGGCCAUAGCUUUCAAGAUGCGUAGACUCGCUGAGGAGUUCGGCACCACAUCUUUCGAGUCGCGAUGA